UCCACCACCCCAAUACGCAUAGCAUCGCCGCAUCGUCCUGAGUUGCUCGUGGCCACUUUCUUCGGAACAGGUACAGCAGGUCGUCUCCUGUCAGCGAGCGAGCAAGACGCAACCGUCCCUCAUUCAUCACCACCAGGGCCGUGGUUCAUUCUUGCUCACAAGCGAAGCGCACGUCUCGCUUAUUGCAACAACAACCACCACCACCACCACAACAACAAUAACAACAGCAGCAGCAGCAACCACCACCACAACACACACGCACAUAGCAGAGCGCAAUAGCCGGAAGUUAGCAAGCAAGAGGGAGGCGCCAUGAUUGCUCCCGCAGCGCUGCUUGGGUUGGUGGUGCUCGCGACGGUGUUGGCUGUGGGCACGACAGCAGCAGCAGCAAGUAGCAGCAGCACCACCACCGCCACUGUGCCGCUGUUUGAGGCUAGCUUGGCCCCAGCUGAUGAUGUCACCAGCAGCCACCUCCUCAUCCCAGGCGUCAACGCCUCCAUCGCCGCACUUGACCAGUCUUCCCUGUAUCGGGCAACGGUUGAUGCAACUGGGCUGCUGGCUGUAACCACAACACGUGCAAGCAACGGCCUCAGCAUACAAGGCGAAGCCCUGGCAGAGGUGCAGGCCGUGGUGGACGUCCAAUACAUGGACAACAUCACCCUCGCCCUGACUGCAUCCACGCUGACGAAUCAUUCUGUCACCUGGGAACUCGUGGCCGUCUUCGAUGAUGGGGGUGCGUAUCGGGCUGCCAACGGGUCGCUGUUGGGCGAACAGGCGACGACCGUCACUACAACGCUCGCGCUCAACGCCAACGCGUUCGCAGCAGCAAACCUCUUCUGGAGGCUCCAGACGACCAACGCAUCGAGCCAUGUGGUCUUGCACAACAUCACUGCAUCUGCGGUUGAUGUCGCUCUCAAUCGCGAUUACCGCGCACUGCAUGCUGUGCGUCAGGUGAACAUCACAGGGCUGCCCAGUGGUGCCGGCACGACAGCGAGUGGGAUCACAGAUGCCGGCGUUUGCGCGCUGCUCUGUGAGGGCGAUAUCACAUGCUCCGUUGCCGUGCAUGACGCAUCUACCGCAGAGUGCACGACGUACACCACGCCCGCGCUCACGUGGGGCGCGACGACGGGUGCAGCAACCACUGGCGUGAGCGUGUUCAUGCGUGAGAUUGCUGGUCGUGUAGCCACGGUGAACACGACGCACCGGCACACUGCAGAUGUGUCGCGACGAGACAUCGAAGCCCUCGCCCAGCCGCUCCAGCUGUCUGGUGUGCCUGCAACGGCAACGCUCAACGACAUCACUCUCCCCAUCGUGUUUCUUGAAGCAGAUACCAACGCGUGUGCUGCUGCCAGCGUGAACGUGACCGUGUUUAGCACAUCUGCUGUGGACUUCUCGCCAUCAACACUCUCAUCGUCGUCCAUCAUCGGAGAUCGUGUUGCCUCCGCCUCGGCAACGGCUGCCACCGUUCCAACGAUUGCUGCGGACGACGAAGAGAAUGUUCUCUUGGCGCCAAAUUGGUGGACGGGUGUUCCGCUGUUUUGGGAUGCCGAUGCUCCAGUCCCCUCCAUCGCCAACCUCGACACCCUCCUCGUCGUGCUCCACACAAGCCUGCCCGCUGGCUGCCGUGCUGUGACGUUUGCUGCAAGCGAAGCCAACGCCACGCAUCACGCCGCCUUUGUUGUUGACGGUGCACCCGAUUUUACGUCAAACACGCUCACCUUCACCGGACAGACGCCCAGCACGACGCUCGCACUUGAGGUGUCGUUCUCCGCUACCGCAACCGAUGUGCUGUCCACGACGGAUCCUGAGGAUCACUGCACGCAGUUCACCUCCAAAUCAAACUGCGACGCGUCGCAGGCGUGUGCGUGGUAUGGGUGCCGGCCAACACUGCUCAACUUUUGCGGUGGCAUCUCCGACGAACAGACGUGCGAGCAGGAAUCAUCCUGCGCAUAUGAUUACGAGGACAACAAGUGCUUUGUGCGAGAGGACGCUGUGUGCACCCUCCUCAGCUGCCCAAUUCUCGUCUGUCAAUCCUUCACGGCAUGCCUGCCUGUGGCGGAGGCGUUUACAUGCAGAUCCGCCGUCUCACAGGAAUGCAAUGACCACACGGGCUGCAGCGCUUCCAUCGAUUGCAUUGCGCAACAAGUGGCAGAGUGUGGGGCGACGAGUGAGUGCUUGAGUGUGUGCCCGUUUCAUCUCCUCCAAUCUGAUGCGCACGUGGCGGAGGUGCAGCAAUUUACGUCGUGCCUGCAAAACGCAGACCAAGUUGAUGGUGGGCUGUUGGGGGCGCUGGUGGGACUGCUGGUGGGUGUUCUGGAUCUUCUGCUGGGCACGCUGCUGCUGGGCACAACGCAGGUGCUGCUUGGUGCCGUCACAGCGGUGCAGCACACGCUUCUCCCCGCCGUAAAUGUGUUGGGCGCCAUCCUGUCCAUCGACAUCUUGGGCGUUGUUGUGUCGGUCGUGACGCAGGCGGUUGCCAUCAUCACGUCCAUCCCAGCCAUUGUGCCAUCCCUCCUUCCCGAUCUGUCAUCGUCUGCUUGCACGGCUGAGAUGCUGGACGGCAUUGCAUGGCCCAAUGCCACAGGUGCUGUUGCUGUUGCACCCUGCCCCAGCACCCCUGGCGCUGUUGCCUACCGCUACUGCUGCGAGUCGUCCUCGCCUCUCGGCCUCCUCGGUGCUCUCACAGGCUCCUGCGGUACACCGGGCUGGCUCGAUCCAGACGUGAGCCAAUGCAACAUCACGUCGUCGUCAUCGUCGUGGUCGUGGCCAUCGGGCGGUCUCUUUGGCCUUGGGCUUCUCGACAACUUGCAGUCCACCGUCACAGCAACCAUCGUCGACACGACAAGCGCCAUCGACGCUGUGCUUGACAUUACCGGUGUGCUGCAGCAGACUGCAAGCGCAUUUGUCACGUCCGCGCUAACAGGCAUCACCAGUGUCGGUGGUGGCGGCGGUCUCGGCGGCGUGCUGAAUUUGGUGCAGAGCGCAUACACAGGCCUUGUGGCACAAACGCUCGAGCUUGCCUUCUCCACCAUCAGCACCGUCGUGACGCAGGGCCUGUCGCUGACCACAAAUGUCGUGGAUACGCUGCUCGGUGGUGUGGCGAGCGUCCUGCAGUCACUCGACCUGGCCGGUGUCCUGGCGACGGUGCAAGACCUGUCGUCAGCUGUGCUGUCGCUGUUGGGGUCGACAAUCCAACAGCUCAUCACCAUCGUGUCAUCGCCGCUGCCGUUGCUGAACACGCUGCUCUCGCUCGUGCAUGCGUCAACUGGUAUCCUGACCAGUGUGUUGGCUCGCAUCACCGACCUCAGCACCAGCCAGUACUUCCUCAAUCUUAUUUCCACCAACGACACCAUCAGCAUUGACACCACCAGCGCAGCUGUACUUGCAAGUGGCCUCACUCCAUCCUACCUCCAGAACACCGUCACCAUCCCUGCUGAGCUCUCGCGCCUAGGACAAGCAACAGUGCUCGCACAUUCACCGCUCGUCAACGUGUCCAUCACCACCGUCAACAGCACCAUCGCCAGCCCUCCCUGUGCCCUGUGCAGCGUGCGCGAGCAAGGCGCUGGCAUCGUGUCAGAUGUUGUUGACGUCACACUCGCCAGUGGGAGAAACUUCACGUGGCCAUCAGUCAGCGGAGCAGGCAAUGCCGGCACUCGUGACAGCGAGCCUGCGCGCUUGACAGUGGCCUUCAACAUGUCCCAUGCGAUGGACCAUCCUCGCUCCGACAACACGGACAUUGUGCUGCGCACUGCCAUGGCCACGGCCACAACGCUGUCCUCCCACCAGCUCCGCAACUCGAAACUGCGCACUCGCACGUACCUGCAGGCCAUUGGCGGGCCUGUGCUUGAAGUCAAGAUGACCCGCAUCCCAUCACUAUCAGAAUCAUCAUCAGCAUCAGAAUCAUCAUCGUCGUCGUCGCCGUCAGUUUCAGUGCCAUUGCCUGCAGCAACAGAUGAAGCGCCAAAGUUGUGUAAAGACCCUCUUCACGCUGGCAAGGGCGUGAGUGCGACCACCAACUGCCGCGCAAGCACAAGCGACAGCAGCGGAGGUGGUGAUUCGGUGACUGUCACCUUCCAACUCGUCUGCCACUGGUGGGACCCAUCAGCCAGGACAUGGAACACAAGCGGAUGCGCCACAGACAUCUCCGAUGACGGCAGUCGCGUCACGUGCACGUGCUCGCACACGACGUCGUAUGCGGUGUUGAUGAAGUCUGAUGGCGUGUCCACCCUCAGCUCAACGGACACGCUCGCUCUCCAGCUCAUCACAUACGUUGGCUCCGGCUUCUCCGUUGCAGCACUUGUGCUCGCUGCACUCGUGUAUGCGUACGUGUGGAACAAGCCCUUUGUCAAGGAACACCACCGCCUCGUCGUCGUGCUUGCUGUGAUUCUUGUUGUUGGGCAGUGCCUGUUGCUGGUCAUGCUGCUGACAAGUGGCUCUCUCACCGCAGGCAGCAGUAGCAGCAGCAGCAACGACGGCACCACGUCUUCGGCGACGGAGGCCUUCACGUUGGACAGCGCAGGUGGCAACAGCAGCGACGCAGCUUCAGCCGCCAGCAGUGGCAGCAGCAGCGACAGCAGCAGCAGCAGCAAUGCGGGGUGUGUGGGCAUGGCGUUUGCGCUACACUUUUCGCUGGUGCUCGGGUUUGCGUGGAUGAUUGUGAUUGGCGUGAACAUCUAUCGCUCUUUCGUGGACAUCAUGGACCAGCAGCCCAUCUCCAUCCCCAGAGCGUUGCUUGCAUGCAUCCUGGCAUCGGCUGCCGUCGCUGGCAUCACGUACGCCGCCUCUCCCAGCACGUACACAUCCACGGACUACUGCUGGCUGGACAUGAACACGUCAUCGCUGUACGGGUUUGCCGUACCACUCGGUGUCAUGCUCGUGGUGAACACGUGCCUCAUGGCCAGCAGCCUUCGCUCCAUCUCCAAGGAGGCAACGACGCGUGUGCAGGCACGUGCAGGCUUCACCUUUGCUUGGAUCCUUGGUCUGACGUGGGUGUUUGCCGCAAUGGCCAUUGUGGACGUGCACACGGUUGCCUGGCAAUACCUCUUUGCAGUGUUCUCCGUACUGCAGGGCGUGUUCAUCUUCGCCCACUACGUCGCCCUCUCAGAGCGCAUGCGCGACGCCCUCUUCUCCUCGAGCGAGCAGCGGUUGCACACGCGCCAGCAGACCAUGGCAAAGGUGCGCGCACACGGGCGCGGCAGCAACUCGCACACGCCGUCGUCGUACGGUGGGCGAACGACACGCCCGUCCACGUGUUCCACAUCGUCCACCAACAUUGCAACAUCGAAGCCAACGCGCGAGUCCGCCGUUGGUGACCAGGGCCAGUACAUUGAGAUUAUGUCGUCGUGCACAGAGGACACGGUGUUCACGGGGGCACCACCCUCGCCAGCCACCUGCCCAUCAUCGCCUCUCCCGUUCUCUCGACCAAUGUCGCCCCUCUCUCCCAUCUCUUCGUUCGCACCAGGUGCCCCCAACGGCAUUCGUGCUGGUCGCGGCAGCAGUGACAGCAUUGCCAGCAGCGUGGGCAGUAGCAUCGGUACUAGUGGUGGUGGCGGUGGUGGUGGCGGUUUUGGUGGUGGGAAAGCGUUCAAGUUCCCCAUGCGCCGUGCACACCGAUCAUACCUCAAGGCCAUUGAUGAGGAGGCAUGAGCUGGCGCGGGGGUGUUGUUGGUGGUGGUGCUUUGUUGGCGAGUUGAUGUUAUUGGUGUUGUUGGUGAUUGUGAUCGUUGAGGCUGGUGGAGCAAACGUCGCCGUUUGUGCACGCGCACACAUACACACACAUACGCCACUGCUGCUAUUGUUGUU
Salpingoeca rosetta is the source of this 5799-nucleotide messenger RNA. RefSeq lists its product as uncharacterized. Gene Ontology annotation, biological process: adenylate cyclase-activating G protein-coupled receptor signaling pathway; cell surface receptor signaling pathway. Gene Ontology annotation, cellular component: membrane. The record is from RefSeq and is a predicted model, not a curated record. Bases 310 to 5643 code for a protein of 1777 amino acids. The transcript has 18 exons. Gene Ontology annotation, molecular function: G protein-coupled receptor activity. Lineage: Eukaryota; Choanoflagellata; Craspedida; Salpingoecidae.